This is a messenger RNA of Egretta garzetta (little egret), 517 nucleotides long. Its product is annotated as general transcription factor 3C polypeptide 5-like. Gene Ontology annotation, biological process: transcription initiation at RNA polymerase III promoter. The annotation marks the transcript as partial. Gene Ontology annotation, cellular component: transcription factor TFIIIC complex. The transcript has 3 exons. Lineage: Eukaryota; Metazoa; Chordata; Aves; Pelecaniformes; Ardeidae. The record is from RefSeq and is a predicted model, not a curated record.
GAAAAGGGGGAUCCGGGGGAUCUGGGUCUGCGCGGGUGCGAUGCUAACGAGACGGUGCCUACCCCGGCUGACGCAGAUCUACGCGGACCCCGCCAAAAGGCUGGAGCUGUAUUUCCGCCCCAAGGACCCCUACUGCCACCCGGUGUGUGCCAAUCGCUUCCCCACCUCCACCGUGCUGCUCAAGGUGAAGAGGAGGACGAGGAAGACCAAGCGGUUGGACACCGAAGAUCAAACCCAGCCAGAAGUCCAGUUUGAAAUGGAAAUUCUUGGGACCGUCACCACUGUUUACAAAUUUCAAGGCAUGUCUGAUUUCCAGUACCUGGCCAUGCACUCUGGUCCUGAUGGGAAACCAACCUCCAUGUAUGACAAAGUCCUCAUGCUCCAACCAGAGAAGGAAGAAUUUUUCAAUAGAGAAUUACCGCUCUACAUCCCGCCACCGAUUUUCUCGCGUCUGGACACUCCCGUUGACUAUUUUUAUCGGCCAGAUAUACAACACCGGAUCUGUGCUCUUGAAGCA